AUGAGAUUAGGGAAGCGCGGAAUGAGAUCAGGGAUGGGCGGAAGGAGAUUAGGGGUGGGCGGAAUAAGGCGCGGGUUGAUGGGGAGGGGGAAUGGAGGGGGAGAGCAGGUGCUGCCCGAGGAGGGGGAAGAGAGACGUCCAGAGGGGCUGAGUGGCGUGGUGGACAAGUGGGGCUGGACCGCCAUGCAUGUGGCUGCUCGGAAUGGUGACUCCCCCGUGGUCAGUCUCACCUGCCUCCCCGCCUGCACCCAUGCAGCACAGCCAUGCACCAGCUCUCACCCAUGCAGCACAGCCAUGCACCAGCUCUCACCCAUGCAGCACAGCCAUGCACCAGCUCUCACCCAUGCAGCACAGCCAUGCACCAGCUCUCACCCAUGCAGCACAGCCAUGCACCAGCUCUCACCCAUGCAGCACAGCCAUGCACCAGCUCUCACCCAUGCAGCACAGCCAUGCACCAGCUCUCACCCAUGCAGCACAGCCAUGCACCAGCUCUCACCCAUGCAGCACAGCCAUGCACCAGCUCUCACCCAUGCAGCACAGCCAUGCACCAGCUCUCACCCAUGCAGCACAGCCAUGCACCAGCUCUCACCCAUGCAGCACAGCCAUGCACCAGCUCUCACCCAUGCAGCACAGCCAUGCACCAGCUCUCACCCAUGCAGCACAGCCAUGCACCAGCUCUCACCCAUGCAGCACAGCCAUGCACCAGCUCUCACCCAUGCAGCACAGCCAUGCACCAGCUCUCACCCAUGCAGCACAGCCAUGCACCAGCUCUCACCCAUGCAGCACAGCCAUGCACCAGCUCUCACCCAUGCAGCACAGCCAUGCACCAGCUCUCACCCAUGCAGCACAGCCAUGCACCAGCUCUCACCCAUGCAGCACAGCCAUGCACCAGCUCUCACCCAUGCAGCACAGCCAUGCACCAGCUCUCACCCAUGCAGCACAGCCAUGCACCAGCUCUCACCCAUGCAGCACAGCCAUGCACCAGCUCUCACCCAUGCAGCACAGCCAUGCACCAGCUCUCACCCAUGCAGCACAGCCAUGCACCAGCUCUCACCCAUGCAGCACAGCCAUGCACCAGCUCUCACCCAUGCAGCACAGCCAUGCACCAGCUCUCACCCAUGCAGCACAGCCAUGCACCAGCUCUCACCCAUGCAGCACAGCCAUGCAGCCCGCUCAACACUCUCUGAACCCACCGUCCAUCACGCGCAUGGACCGCACUCACCCUGCUGCCCGCUUCUCUCCCUCCCCGCCGUUCUCCCAUGCAUGUGCCUGCAGCUGCAGGCGCUGUUGCGCAUGGGCAUGCCAGCGGGGGUGUGCAGCACGCGCAACGCCACCACGCCACUGCACGUGGCGGCGUAUGGCGGCCACGUGGACUGCAUGUGCCUGCUGGCGGCUGUGCGUGCCUGGCGGCUGGACUCCAUUACACAAUGCAGUGACCAAGCAGCAGUGGGAGGCAGUGAGAUGACUUGCACACCAGGGAAUAGAGCCAGCAGAGGAGAGCCGUACACCAACUGCACCGCUCUGAACCCAUUUGUGCAGUGGAAUCUGCAGCCGCUACUACCAGCCACUCCCCCCUCCUUCACCCUCACCUCACCACCCCCACCCGCCUUCACGCCGCCAUACGCCCUCUCGUCCAUCUGCUUGUGGACGUCCCUCUCCGCCAUCGCACCUGGUCGCACACAAGCAACAGCCCUCCUGCCACUGCCGCCACACACAAAGCCUGCUGAUGCAGAUGCUGGCAGUGGAGGCGAGAAGGCAGUGGGGGGCGCAGUUGGUUCGAGUCAGGGCGUGCAGGGGGAGUGGGCAGUGGCGGGGUAUGAGGCGAUGCGUGUGGUGCAGGUGGGGGGUGGGUGGCGCCAGGGCAGCUAUGGCCUGCCCUCCUCCCUCGCUGCCUCUGCUGCACCUGCUGUGUCUGGAAGGCAAGGUGACUUGUCUGGAAACCUUUGUUGCACUUCUUUGUAG
Closterium sp. Naga37s-1 is the source of this 1962-nucleotide messenger RNA. Lineage: Eukaryota; Viridiplantae; Streptophyta; Zygnematophyceae; Desmidiales; Closteriaceae. The record is from the annotation of a GenBank genome assembly.